This is a messenger RNA of Chaetomium fimeti, 832 nucleotides long. Its product is annotated as SOH1-domain-containing protein. Gene Ontology annotation, cellular component: core mediator complex; mediator complex. The transcript is spliced from 2 exons. Gene Ontology annotation, molecular function: transcription coregulator activity. The record is from RefSeq and is a predicted model, not a curated record. Bases 114 to 503 code for a protein of 129 amino acids. Lineage: Eukaryota; Fungi; Ascomycota; Sordariomycetes; Sordariales; Chaetomiaceae. Gene Ontology annotation, biological process: regulation of transcription by RNA polymerase II.
CUUGCUUCCACCAUGCGCAUCAUCGUCAGGGCACUUCUUUGACCUUCCGCAACUUGCAAACCAGGCAGGCUUCAAUUCGCACUCCAUUAAUACAACGCGGUCACCCAUUCACAAUGGAAUCCGGACCUAUGUCGGUGGAUAGUGCAGCCCUGGACCCCCCUCCCGAGCCCGAGAACGGCGCAAAUGAGCCAAAGCACGGCGGGCAUUCGAGGUUCGAACUCGAACUCGAGUUUGUCCAGUCGCUGGCGAACCCGCAAUAUCUCAACUACCUCGCAUCCCGCAAGUUCCUGGCGAACCCCUCCUUCGUCGCGUACCUCGAUUAUCUGCAGUACUGGACACGCCCUCCGUACCUGAAGUACCUCACAUUUCCGACCGCGACUCUCAAGAUGCUCGAGCUCCUGCAACAGGAGAAGUUCCGGCAAGACAUCAUCAGCCCGGAUCUCGCGCAAGCCCUGAUCAUGGAAGGGAUGAAGACGGCGGUGGAAUGGCAUCGUGAAGGCUGAUGCGGCUUCCUGUUCGGUACUAGAUGGACAGAUUAGGAGACACCCGAGCCGAAGUUUUGUGUCGCGUCACCUGCGAAGUGGUUUACGCUUAGCAGGAGAGGGAGAUGGCCGUACAGCAGUACAUUCCCACGACCACAAUGCUGAGCAGCAGCCUCCAACCUGCAACGGCACUUCGCCCUUAGGGGCAGAGGAGAGUAAGAGAACACGUCGGCGGUCAGAGACUAGACAUAAAGGACGUGGCCCGCAAGGAUCCAAGGGUCCAAAAUCAUCGACAUGCAUAUUGCCUACUUAGUUGAGCACACCCUUAAAGAAGAAACAAAAGUACCCAA